AUGAGUUUAUUAAGUGCGGUGUUGUUAGAAGCUGACAAAGCUACAACAAAGGACAUAAAAAAAUAUCUCGAUGAGUUAGGACCGAAAUUAAAAGAUCUACAUGAAAGAGUUCAAAUGCUAUCUUGGUCUUUACAACAAAAUUUCAUCGAUACGUAUUUCCACUUUACACCUACAAAAAGUUUAGAACAAUUGAACUAUAAAAAUAGAAAAGCGAACAUUCUUUCUGAUCAUUUCAAAUUCAAUAAAGAAGUCGCGUUAUUUGUAGAAAAAUUUCCAAAUAAAUAUGCUAUAAUUGAGGAUUUUAACAAUAAUUGUAAGAAAUUGGAAAAGUCUAUGAAGAAUUUCUCCGACCUGUGCAUUGUUGGUGAAAGCAAAUGGAUAUUGGACAAAGCCAAUCACGAAUUCGGUAGAUUUAAUUACAUUGAUGCCAUACAAAGCAUAAAAGAAUUACAAAGUAAAUUAUAUGAAAUUAAAUUCGAAGGUAUUGGAAGCAAGGCGUUAAUAAAUUUAACUUCUCAUUCAGAACACCAGUUAGCCAUAUACACGGCGCAGCUGAGUAUUGAAUGGGAAGAUAUUUUUACGUGGUCUGAGAAAAGGGGUGUUAACAAUGUAAUAUACUCACUGUCAGUCCUGCAGUGCGAUCCCACUCUCGUGCAGAAAAUCUUAAAAUCUUUAUAUGUUACCGAGAGAUUGAAUGCUGAACUUGGACUCUUUUCACAUUUCUUUGUUGAUAAAUUGCUUCACAACGUUAUAAGGAACAACUGUGAAAUAUUCACUGAAGAUCCCAUCGGAGCUCUUGUUUUUAAUAUAAAGAUAGAUCUCAACGGGCAAAAUAAACCAAAUUUUCAGACUAUAUUUAACAACUUGACUGCUAUAUUUGAAUUUCUCCAGUCGACAUUAGGCAGUCAGAUGGAGGCAGAUAAAACUUUCAUCGAAGUCUUUGCUGAUUGCAUACAGGAUAAGUUUUUCAAUAAAAUCAUCAAGGACUGCAUAAGGAUGAACCUACCUUCGUGUGAUGGCAGUUACCAGAACUAUAAGAACAUUGUUAUUGAAUUAGAUUCAUUUAAUAAAUUUUUAAUUGAGUUGAAAUUCGUCGAAGCUGAUAAAUCACCGCUGAACAAAUACAUUAAUGACACAGAAUCCGUCCUUUACAAUAAAAAAUGCAAUAAGUUAUUGUCUGAUGUUCGUAGUCUAUUAAACCACAGCCUUUCUUACUGCACAAUAUCAGUAGGAAGUACAAAUGAUGUUGUAAAUGACUCUAUACUAGACGAGUCUCGAAAAGACUCCGUAUAUGAUUUAAGUAAUCCACUCUUCUUACCUAAGUCUGUGAUAUCACAAAAUGUUAAACAGAUCAUGACUAUGGUUAUAGAACAUUUAGAAGAGAGCGUAAAACUUCCAGAGCAGUACAGCACCCAAUUGGUUAUGUAUAUAAAAGAUAUUGCUGUUAUGUACCAAUCGAUAGUACCCAAGAAAUUUAAAGUUAAUUUAGAAUGUUGUCCUUUAGACACAGCACUAUUUUUCAACAAUUGCUUCUACCUAGCGCAUAGUCUAAUUGGACCACCCUGGAAACUAACCAUGCCAGCAGAAUUAGCAGAUCUAUUGAAUACCACCCUUCUUGAAUGCAUACAGGAUCUAAGAGUGCUGGGCUUGGAGAAAAUGUCUCUCUACUUGCAGUGUCAGAAGAAUCUUAUAACACAGAAGAUUGAGGCUAAUGAAUUACCUUGGACUUAUGAAUCAUAUGAAACAUUCGACUGUGCUGUUAAUUAUGCAGUUACAUUAAUGCAAGAAUUGAAAAACACUUGGUACAAUAUUCUACCCACACGAAUGUAUGAAUUGUCUAUAUGUGCACUCAUACUGGCUCUGUGUCAGUCCAUGUUGGAUAGAAUAUUUGCAGACACUAGAGCAAUUUGUGAAGAUUUGGUCUAUAUGCUUGCUGUUAGAUUUGAGGAUGCUAUUUCUGAAUUUUUGUCUUUAUUUGAGGAACCAAUCAAGUUUGAAAACAAGAUCAAUGUGUGGAACAAAUUCAUCAAAAUGCCAAAGUUAUUGAAAGCACAAAUGUUAGAAAUAGCAGAUCUUUGGAAGAAAGACAAGGAAUUGUCUCAGAGUUAUGCCUGUGAAGAUAUACGGAUGAUAAUCAAGAUGAGGUUUCCUGAUGAUAAAUAUAGAUUAAAAAUUCUAAAGGAAAUACAAUAAAAAAUUAUUUAUUUAUCUUAA
Messenger RNA from Melitaea cinxia (Glanville fritillary), 2214 nucleotides. Its product is annotated as centromere/kinetochore protein zw10-like. The transcript is spliced from 4 exons. The record is from RefSeq and is a predicted model, not a curated record. NCBI's taxonomy places the organism in Eukaryota, Metazoa, Arthropoda, Insecta, Lepidoptera, Nymphalidae. Bases 1 to 2193 code for a protein of 730 amino acids. Gene Ontology annotation, cellular component: RZZ complex. Gene Ontology annotation, biological process: mitotic spindle assembly checkpoint signaling; endoplasmic reticulum to Golgi vesicle-mediated transport.